Molecule: messenger RNA, 3375 nt
Organism: Plasmodium malariae
Lineage: Eukaryota; Apicomplexa; Aconoidasida; Haemosporida; Plasmodiidae
Product: conserved Plasmodium protein, unknown function
Exons: 1
Coding region: 1-3375 (1124 amino acids)
Source: RefSeq, a predicted model, not a curated record
AUGGAGUUACUUGAAAUUCGAGAAAAGAAAAAUAAAAAGGAAAGGGAGCCACUCACACAAAUAACAAAAGAAACGAAAAAAAAAAAGAAGAAGAAAAAGGAAAAGGAAUAUAAAGAAGAAAAGGAACGGCGUGAAAUAAUCCUAGAGGACCAAAGGAACGAAAUAAAUACAAACAAAGCAACAAACGGUGGAGCAAAUACAGAAACAAAAACACUAUCGAAUAGCAGCAGUUUACACAUUAAGGAGUAUACGGCGCUCCCUUCGAAAGGUAAGGAAACAAAAAAAGACGAAAGUGGUAAGAAAAAUAGGAAAGAUAAGAAUAAUAUAAAAGACGCAAAAGGUAAAAAUGGUAAAAACGAUAGAAAAGAUAAAAAUGAUCGAAACAAAAAAAAUGAUCAAAACGAUAAAAAUGGUCGAAAUGAUAAGAUAUAUUUAAAAAUCGAAAGAGGAAAGAAAAGAACAAGUUCCGAAAUAUCAGUCAUUCGUAAAAAUGCAAAUGCGGUAAAGGCACCGUCAGAGGAACUUUCAAAUUUUCAAAAAUUAAAAAAACAAAAAAAGAAAAAAAAAAGCUUCAAGCAAAAUAAAGAACUUAAAGGGGGAAAAAAAGAUCUAAACUUAAAUAAAGAAAACGGAAUUAAUAGAAUUAAUGUCUCAAAAAAUGAAAAUGAAGAAGAAAAUUCACCAAAAGAAAGGAAAAUAACAAAUAUCGGGGUAAGGAUUCUUAGCUUGACAUCUUCAAAAAUUGGAAAAAUGAACGAUAAUAGCACUAUAGAGGUUAGUCAAUCCAAAAGCUUCAGUAAAAAAAGUAUGGAAAUGCAUAGUGGACAACCUGGGAAGAAUGCUAAUCUUUCCUUUCAACUUAGCGAAGCGGUACAAGUAAAGGGAAGUGAAACCUCUCCCAGGUAUGACAGUGGCUGCAGUAAUGCACACAACAAUGAUUACAAUAAUAACAUCAACAGAAGUGGUCAAAACAACUUUGAUAGACGUGGUGAUAAUGAGUCUGAUAGGCGUGGUGAUAAUAACUAUGGGAGAAGCCUGUUUUGUGAACUUACGGAAGCAAUAAAAAAUGAUACCAGUGGUCUAAACGAUAACAGUAAUUUAGGUAUUCUAUUGAAAGAGGAAAAAGAUGAAUUUUACAUUAACCUUAAAAAAUUAGACAUGAAAAAAUUGAGCUCCACUAAAUGUAACGAUCUAAUUAAUUUAGGAAAGGAUUUGAAGAACAAAAAGUCGAAAAAUAGUUUCAAAUCAAGUAUAUCCAAAGGUGUACAUAUUUCAUUUUUAAGCGACGCUAAAAAAAGACAGGGAACAAAUAAAACUUCUAAAAAUGUAAAAAAGAAAAAAUAUAAUAGUAUGGGUAUAAAGGGAAAAAGUAAUACGUACAAGGAAGAAGAGUCUUCAAAAAAAAGAAAAAAUAUUGAAUUAAUGCAUAUCAAGACAGAAAAGAAGAAGAUAAAGAGCAAAGGGAAAAGAGAAGAAGCAGAAUUAAAAAAUAGAAACAGCAAUAAAAGGAAAAAAGUAAAAGAACGUAAAUGGGUGAAGAAGAAAGAAUUACAAGCAGAAAUUGUAAUGAAAACGGAUGAAAAGAGCAUGGGAGCACAGUAUGAGAAAGAAAAAGAACAGGGAAAAGAAGCACAAACGAAAUCAUGCGUGCAGGGAAUAGGGGAAGUGGGAGAAGUGAAAGAAGCGGAAAUAGUGGAAGAAGUGAAAGAAGUGGGAGAAGCGGAAAUAUUGGAAGAAGUGAAAGAAAUGGGAGAAGUAGGAGAAGUGGGAGAAGUGAAAGAAGAGGAAAUAGUGGAAAAAGUGAAAGAAGUGGCAGAAGCGGAAAUAGUGGAAGAAGUGAAAGAAGUGAAAGAAGUGAAAGAAGUGGGAGAAGUGGAAGAAGUAGGCGAAGUGGAAGAAGUAGGCGAAGUGGAAGAAGUAGGCGAAGUGGAAGAAGUAGGCGAAGCGGAGGAAAAGGAUGAAGAAAAGCGGAAGAAAAAAGUGGAAGAAGAAAAAGAGGAAGAAAAGAUAGCAGAAAUAGUAGAGGAGGUAGAAAAGGAAGAAGCGGAAGAAAAAGUGGAAGAGGUGGAAGAGGUGGAAGAGGUGGAAGAGGUAGAAAAAGAAGAAGCGGAAAAGGAAGUGGCGGAAAAAACAAGUGCAAGGAAAAAACCUAAACCUAAGCAGAAAGUGAAAGUGAGGCAGAAACAUAAGGUGGCAAAGGAAAAAGAGAAAAAGAGGGAAAGUGAAAUAAAGAAAGGAAUGGGAGGCGAAAGGGAGAACAAAAAAGACGCAGAAGGUAAUGAGGUAGGCAAUGAUGUAGGGAUCGACGUAGGCAUUAGUCUAGACAAUGACAAACGAGGCGACGAAGUAAAUGUCGAAAGGCGUAAAAGGAGGAAAGGAAACCAUCUACUCAAAGAAGAGAAUAAACAGUUAAAAAACGUUCAUAAAUAUAAUUUAAAAAAUAAUGAAGUAGACAAAAUAUUGAAGAAAUAUUUGAAUUUAAAAAGAGAGGAAAAUGUAAAAAGAGAAGGAGCAUAUGGAAAUGCUAUAAAUGAUAUUCUUGAUAUAAAAGAAAAGAAGUUUAAAAUUGACACAAUUAAUUUUUUUUCUAAUUUUAAAUCAGAAGAAUGUUUUCAUGAUAUUUUAUUUUUUUUUGAUUCUUACGAUAAAAAAUUAAAAAAAAAAAAAACGAAUAAAAAUGUAUUGAAACUACUUAAAAAAUUAUUUAAAUGUGAAUCUAUUGAGUUAGAUGAUAUAAAAUUAAUAUUGCAAAUAUUUGACAAAAUUACUGAAAAAUUUAAAAAAGAAAUUAAAAUAGUACAAAUAGUAAGAUGCUUUGCAGAAAUAGAGAAUAUAUCUAAUUCGAAAUCGACGACAGAUAAAAAAAAACAAAGUUGUAAUGACCAUGAUCAGAAUAAUAAGAACACAUGGUGCAACAAUAAAAAUAAAAUGUAUCUAUUAUAUGACCAUAUACAGGAUGAAUCCAUAAUUAAUCAGUUUAAUAAAAAUAAAAUGUACCAUAUAAUUUUUAACCGUCAAAAAGAAUAUACAAAGGAAUCACGAGCUUUUCGUAUGCUUCAACAAUGGAAUGAUACAAACAAAUUAAUUAUGUUAAGAGAUAAAUUAGAAGAAAUUAAAAAAAGGAAAAUUCUUUCAAAUAUUCCUCUAUCGUAUAUACACUUAUUAAAAGAUAAAUUAAUGUGUAGCAUACUUAAUAUAUGUUGUUUAAACAAUUACAGUUUGUCUAAAUACGAGUUCGAAUUCCCCCCUUAUCCUUUCUUAUAUCAACAAAAAUAUGCUCAUGAUACCCUGGACAAGAAAAAAUUGAAUACAAGUUACGGAGCCAAUUAUUCCUUGAAGAUGGGGACAGCAAUUCGUGUCUUAGCAUCUAAAUAA